Messenger RNA from Annulohypoxylon maeteangense, 1743 nucleotides. Its product is annotated as FMN-dependent dehydrogenase-domain-containing protein. The record is from RefSeq and is a predicted model, not a curated record. Bases 83 to 1573 code for a protein of 496 amino acids. NCBI's taxonomy places the organism in Eukaryota, Fungi, Ascomycota, Sordariomycetes, Xylariales, Hypoxylaceae. The transcript is spliced from 4 exons. Gene Ontology annotation, molecular function: heme binding; oxidoreductase activity.
AACUUUUUAUUUUUCAACAAAAUAAAAUUCAUGUCUUUUAAUUGUAAAUGAUAAGGCAGAGUAUGUUAUAGCCUAGCAUGUUAUGAAAAUGUCGGAUAAGCUCAUCAGCGCAGAGGAAGUCGAGAAGCACACGAGUCGGGACAGUUGCUGGGUAAUAUUAUACGGAAACGUCUACGACGUAACUGAGUUCCUCCCCGAACAUCCGGGAGGCUCCAAAAUCAUCCUACAGCUCGCCGGCCGCGACGCAACGGAGGAAUACGAUCCUAUACAUCCCCCAGGGAUCCUAGAGGAAACCCUAAAGCCCGAAGCUAAGCUAGGCCGCAUCGAUCCCCAGACCAUAACUGCGGCCAGCGAGCCGGAAGCCAAAGAAGAGAUGGAGGAGGAAGGCCCGCCGCCAAUGGAGAGCUUGCUCAAUUUGAACGAGAUCGAGGAGGUCGCUACGAAACGCAUGCCCGAGAAGGCGUGGGCGUACUACUACUCAUCGAGCGACGACCAAAUCUCAAAAUCGUUUAACAACGCGGUGUACAAGGACAUCCUACUCCGACCCCGCGUAUUCGUCGACUGCACGAAAUGCGACACCUCAACCUCCUUACUAGGCCACAAAGUCGACAUACCGAUCUUCGUCGCACCAGCCGCUAUGGCGCGGCUCGGCCACCCCGACGGCGAAGCAGGCAUCGCGCGCGCGUGCGGCAAGUUCGGCGCCAUGCAGGUGAUCUCGAACAACGCGAGCAUGACGCCCGAGCAGAUCGUCGCGGACGCCAAGCCCGGGCAGAUAUUCGGGUGGCAGCUCUACGUGCAGAACGACCGCGCGAAAAGCGAGGCCAUGCUCGCGCGCAUCAAUAAAAUGGACGAUCGGUUCAAGUUCAUCUGUCUUACGCUCGACGCCGCGGUCCCCGGGAAGCGGGAGUUGGACGAGAAGCAGAAUUUCAAGAACGCGACGAGGGUCGCUUCCGGCGUGAAGACGGAUGAUGAGCCGAGUCGACCCGGGGGUGGGGGUGUUGGACAGCAGUUGUUUUUCGGCACGGCGUCGGAUCUUACGUGGAAAGUCACCCUGCCGUGGUUGGCGAAACAUACGCAUCUCCCGAUUGUGCUGAAGGGCCUGCAGACGCAUGAGGAUGCGUUCUUGGCGAGUCGGUAUGCGCCCCAGGUUAGGGCUGUUAUUCUGUCGAAUCAUGGUGGUAGGGCGCUGGAUACGGCGCCCCCGGCUGUGCAUACGUUGCUGGAGAUCAGGAAGUAUUGUCCUGAUGUUUUUGAGAAGAUUGAGGUUUGGGUUGAUGGCGGGAUUAAGAGGGGUACGGAUGUGGUGAAGGCGUUGGCCCUCGGCGCGAAGGCGGUGGGGGUGGGACGGGCGGCGCUUUUUGGGCUUGGGGCUGGUGGGCAGGAGGGUGUGGAGAGGACUUUGGAGAUCCUGAAGGCCGAGACGGAGACGUGUAUGAGGUUGCUAGGCGUCCAGAACGUGAGCGAGUUGGGUCCGAGACAUAUCAAUUCAAGCAAGGUAGAAAGGGAUAUCUUCAACGGAGGAGCUGGUUUGGACACAUUUGGCCUGUGGGAUCAGGUCAAGUCUAAGCUAUGAGUUACGACAGCCGUACGAGUUACAGACAUGAUAGAUAGAGGUUUGGUAUGUACGAUCUAGCAUUGGAUAUAACUAGAACAGCGAAAUGAUGAUCUAAAUUGGCUAUUAUAUUUCAAUGUCGGCUUUUAGCUGUGGUACUCUUAUUGCACACGAGGCACUCGAUUGAAAUG